UUCGAGGUGCACGAGUUUCCUGCACCGGCGGCCGCUCCUAUCUGCAACCUGGCCUGUUCCUUGGGCUCUCUCCUCGAAGUUCUGCAAGUCCCUUAGGGACAGGUUCCCGGCAUGCCGCUGAUUCGCUAUAGGAAAGUGUUCGUUCUCGGUUACGGCGCUGUAGGGAAGACAUCUUUGGUACAUCAGUUUGUCAAAGGGGAGUUUUUGGAAGACUAUGAUCCUACUGUGGAGAAUACAUACAGCAAGAUAGUGACUGUUGGCAAAGAUGAGUUUCACCUACACCUGCUGGACACAGCCGGGCAGGAUGAGUAUAGCAUUCUGCCCUAUUCAUUCAUCAUUGGGGUCCAUGGUUAUGUGCUUGUGUAUUCUAUCACCUGUCUGCAUAGCUUCCGUGUUAUUGAGAGUCUGUACCAAAAACUCCAUGAAGGCCAUGGGAAAACCCAGCUGCCAGUGGUGCUAGUGGGGAAUAAGGUGGAUCUUUCAAUAGACAGAGAAGUGAAAACAGCUGAAGGAAAGAAGCUAGCAAAGUCCUGGGGUGCAACAUUCAUGGAAUCAUCUGCUAAAGAGAAUCAGCUGACUCAAGACAUCUUUAUCAAAAUUAUCCAGGAGAUUGCCCGUGUGGAGAAUUCCUAUGGCCAAAAACAUCGAUGCCACAUGAUGUGAACACUUAGCUAGGAGUAACUACCUUGUGUCUGCCCCUGGCACUAGCCAAGCUCUGGUGAGGCAGGGGUGCAGAUGCUCAAGGACUUCAAGGGUAUGGUUGGCCUUCUGGAUAUACCGUGUGGUGCCCUUAUUUGCACUUUUCCCAGGCCUACUGGCCUGGUUGUCAAUGUUUACAAAGAGGAAAGGAUGUCUCUUGAGCCCUGACCUCUAUCUUCUAUCUCCCUGUUUUUCUAAAUAAAUUGUGCUAUAAUCUGUGGGAUAAGGAGUUUGAGCAUUAUUUAUUCAGAAUCCACCUUCCUAUAUAGGUUUUGGUAUUGACUAAGGAGAGCUGGAGGACUCCUGAAGUGGCUCCUUUGAGGGCAAAUGUAUAUAUGCAAAUAAACUAAGAAAUCUUUUGUUGACUUCUUUGUGUCUGGGGAGAGCUCAGGGCUAAUAUUUCCCUUUCUAAGGAAUGAUUACCGGGGCGUGUUUUGAGUCUUUCAUUCUACUUCACUCCUAUUCCUUAUUCCUCACUUAUUAAGGCUCAUUACCCUAAGACUUUGUCUUUUCUAUUUUGCUGGGUUAUUCAGAUGUAGUACUGAGUCUAGUUGGCUGCCCCACCUAUCCAAG
Perognathus longimembris pacificus (Pacific pocket mouse) is the source of this 1272-nucleotide messenger RNA. RefSeq names its product RHEB like 1 (gene Rhebl1). Gene Ontology annotation, cellular component: plasma membrane. The transcript is spliced from 8 exons. Gene Ontology annotation, biological process: small GTPase-mediated signal transduction. The coding region runs from base 112 to 663 and encodes 183 amino acids. Gene Ontology annotation, molecular function: GTPase activity; GDP binding; GTP binding. The record is from RefSeq and is a predicted model, not a curated record. Lineage: Eukaryota; Metazoa; Chordata; Mammalia; Rodentia; Heteromyidae.